Molecule: messenger RNA, 808 nt
Organism: Quercus lobata
Lineage: Eukaryota; Viridiplantae; Streptophyta; Magnoliopsida; Fagales; Fagaceae
Product: embryo-specific protein ATS3B
Exons: 3
Coding region: 115-666 (183 amino acids)
Molecular function (GO): protein binding
Source: RefSeq, a predicted model, not a curated record
AUGGAAAGGUACUAAUCAAAUAUAUUAAUUUGGUUGGGAAAGACCCCUAGAAUAGUCCUAGUAGUGGAUGAAAUCUAAAGCGCCAUCUUGGACCAAAAAAAUAGAAAAAAGACGAUGAAAUCUCUUCUUCUUCUUCUCCUGCUUCAGUUGGCCUUAAUCUUUACCCUCUCAGAAGCCAAAUCUUCGACGCUACCAGCCCAAGCUGACAAAUCCUUCAAUAUCAGCUAUAUCCAGAGUGUGACAAGCUGUUCUUACACGGCUGUUAUAACAACAAGCUGUUCUUCCUCCAAAUACACGCGUGAUCAGAUCAGUAUUUCUUUUGGGGACGCUUAUGGCAAUCAGAUUUAUGCACCAAGGAUAGACGAUCCAUCGACGAGGGCUUUCGAACGGUGUUCGUCUGAUACCUUUCAGAUAUAUGGACCAUGUGCCUACCAGAUUUGUUAUUUGUACCUCUACCGGACAGGACCAGAUGGUUGGAAACCAGAGAGUGUGAAAAUCUAUGGUUACAAUACUAGAGCUGUUACAUUUUACUACAACACCUUUAUCCCUAGUGACAUUUGGUAUGGGUUUAAUUUGUGUCAGAAUGCUUCUUCUUCACAUCAAAUUUCUACUCGGAGCUGGCUCAUAUAUGUGAUACUAGGGCUUGUUCUUAGUGUUCUCAUGUGAUUGUUGUAUUCAAUCUAGCCUUUUACAUUUCUUUGUUAUAUUAUACCAAAGUGCUCUUACAGUCUUUUGAUGUUUUCGUGUACUCUCUUUGUAAAGUAUUUUUUAAAAAAAAUACAAGAACUAUCUGAAAUAUUUUCAAUAA